UUUCUCGGUUAUUGAAAAAACUUGAAAGUCUUUUACUUAUUAUGUGUUGACCGCCUGGCGAUUUAUAUUCUGCUGCUCCAUUUUCGAUUGAGUGUGUCGUCAACACAACGAAGGCACGCCGAUGAAAAGAUAAAAGAAGAAGAAAAAAAAAAGACAUAUGACCCCAUCCUUACCAUCACCUCCAUCGACCCCGGCGUGCUCCACAGGCACUAAACUAGGUCCUGAUCCAUCCCCAGUCCGGGGCCGUUCGUAAGCUCGUAUGGAGAUGCCCCGAUAACGUACGGGGUGAGUAGAUAAAAACCCUUUUACGAUGCCGGCCAUCAGAAUAUCUGGGGCCUUCAUUCUUUCUUUAUCACCUCGCCCAUUACCACGCACGCAUCCGUCACUAUUCUGCGCUGGUAAAUACAAGAGUCAAGAUGGUUUCCUCAACGCGGGCGUACAACUGGUACGUGUGCAUGGUCGCUGCCAUGGCCAUGGUGCUUUACGGAUACGAUGCCUCCGUCUUCAACAGUGUUCAGGGCAGUGACCACUGGCUCGAGUGGUUUGAUCUCAACUCGGCUACCGACGCAUACAUGAUUGGCCUGAUCAACACGGCGUACACCAUCGGAGCUAUCAUAUCUGGGUUCUUCAUUGGUGGCCCGACGGCCGACUACUUGGGUCGACGAUGGGCCAUCUUCGCCGGGUGCGCUACCACUGUGGUGGCGACUUUCAUGCAGGCUUUUGCUCCGUACCACAGCAUCGGCGUUUUCAUUGCUGGGCGUGUGGUUAUUGGUCUCGGUCAAGCUGCUGGCCCCGUCUACAUUAAUGAGAUGGCGCCCGCUGAAAUCCGCGGAGUUGUCAUGACUUUUUGGCAACUCUUCUACAGCGUCGGCUCCUUCAUCUGCUUCUGGACCAACUACGCCUGCUCGCAGAACCGCAAAAGCCUCGGCCACUGGGACUGGCGCACGGUGGUCAUCCUCCAGGCGCUGGUGCCCGUCAUCAUCAUGAUGCUGAUCCCUUGGAUCCCUGAGUCGCCGCGUUGGCACAUCCAGCGACACGGCGACAUCGAGGGCGCACGGGCAGCGCUGCGCAAGGUCCGCGAGACCGAAGAGGAGGUCGAGUUCGAGGUGGCGACCAUCCGCGAGGCCAUCGAGUACGAGAAGGAACUCUCGCAGGGCUCGUCUUACAAGGCGCUAUUCAGGGAUGCUUCCGUCAGGAAGAGGCUUUACCUGGCUAUGGUCCUCAACGUUGGGCAGCAGCUUACCGGUCAAGGCACGCUCAACAGCUACAGCACGGCCAUUUACAAAAAGGUAUGGCCCGACGUCACCACCAUCAACCUGAUCAACGCGCUCAACGCGACCUUUGGAAUCAUCUUUACGCUCAACGCCGCCUGGACGGCCGACCGCUUUGGUCGCCGCUGGCUGUUCAUCGUCGGCGCCAUCGGCAUGAGCCUGUGCAUGCUCGCCGUGCCCGUCGUCGGGCUCGCCACCCCGGACAUUGACGGCGGCAGGAAGACACAGCCGGUCGGCAUCGCCAUCGUCUUCCUGCUCUUCAUGUUUGCCUUCUUUUACAAGCCCAGCUGGGGCGCCACGACUUGGAUCUGGACCGCCGAGGUCUUUUCAAUGAACGUGCGCGCGCAGGCGGUCGGCAUGUGCUCGCAGAUGCAGAACGUGGCAAACACAAUCUUUCAGCAGUUCUUUCCCAAGUUCUUGCAGGAUACUGGCCUCAAGUGUCUCUUCUUCUUCAUGGCCAUCAACAUCGUACUCGCCGUCUUUGUGUACUUCCUAAUCCCCGAGACAAAGAAGGUGCCCCUCGAGGAGAUGGAUGUUCUCUUUGGAGGCGUCAACCAUGUCGACCAGGGCGCCGAGAAGCUCGGCCUCGACGACAACAAGGCCGUCCCGACCGUCCAGAUGGAUGAGGAGACCGGCGGCAGUGCCAUCCCAACUGGUGACCGGACGAGGGCAGCUGCUUAGUUUUGGUACGGCCCUUCCACGGAUUGUGCAUAGACUGGAUGUAGGAAACGGUUUUAGUUUAGAGUAGUCCACGGAAAAAGGCAAUUACAGCUUAUCAGCGACCAUCGACUUUGUGAGCUUGGCUUUCAGGUCCGCCGAUAAGAAGAGGCUGAACACCGAGGUUGCGAUGCUCAACCACCCACCGUAUUGUACUCCUCAAGAAACGACUAGACUAUUUGAGCGUGCAUUACUUGUGUAGAAGCAGAC
Pyricularia grisea is the source of this 2198-nucleotide messenger RNA. RefSeq lists its product as uncharacterized. The record is from RefSeq and is a predicted model, not a curated record. Gene Ontology annotation, cellular component: membrane. Gene Ontology annotation, molecular function: carbohydrate:proton symporter activity. The transcript has 8 exons. The coding region runs from base 417 to 1952 and encodes 511 amino acids. Gene Ontology annotation, biological process: carbohydrate transport; transmembrane transport. NCBI's taxonomy places the organism in Eukaryota, Fungi, Ascomycota, Sordariomycetes, Magnaporthales, Pyriculariaceae.